UGUGGAUAGGACAAGCAUGUCGCGGUUGAAGACGGCGAGCGAGCUGCCAACGCACGACCGCUUCCAUUCCCGCGCCCCAGCGGUCCCCGUGGACGUGAGUCACCUGAGCAUCAACCAGCGCUUGGUCCUUGAGAACAGGAAACGCGCCAUGGAAAAGACGCGCCGCCGCAACACGAUCGAAGUCGAGCGGAUGCUCACGACAGAGCCGGUGGAAGUUGGAUCGCAGAUCUGGAUCCCUGACUCGGAAACUGUUUGGCGCGUGGUGCAAGUGACCAAGGUCCAUGGGGAAGACCGGGGCAUGCUCUUGACUGUGGUGGGUAAACACGGCGAAGAAAAGGUCGACAUGCGCGACAUUGGCGAUGUCUACCGCGUGAACCCCCGCGUCGUGGACGACAUGACGUCGCUCUACUACAUCCACGAGGCAGGUAUCUUGGAAAACUUGAACAUUCGCAGUCGUUUGGACAAUCAGCGCCCGUACACGUUCAUGGCAAACGUGCUGAUUGCCGUGAACCCCCUGCGCAAGGUCGUGGAGCCAAACAUCAAGGACUACGUGAAGACCCAGAUGGGCGACCGACCGCCACAUCCAUAUGCCGUGGCGGAAGUGGCGUUCCAGCAAAUGGCGCUUCGGUCGCCGUCGCAGAACCAGUCGAUUGUCAUUUCCGGCGAAUCCGGCGCCGGCAAGACCGAAACGUCCAAGAUUGUGUUGCGCUACAUCACGACCCGAGAGCACAUUCUCAACGGCAACAAGGACGAUUCGGUCGUCACGAUGGCGAAAAUCUCGUCGCAAGAGCUCGACCGGCGCCUGUGGGACACGAACCCCAUCUUGGAAGCAUUCGGGAACGCCAAGACACUGCGCAACCACAACUCGAGUCGAUUUGGUAAGUUCAUGAAGCUGCAGUUCCAAGACACGGGCAAGUCCACGGUGGACCUCCACCUCGUCGGCGCGUACAUUGAAACGUACUUGCUCGAGAAGUUCCGCGUCGUGGCGCAAAUCCCCAACGAGCGCAACUUCCAUGUGUUUUACUACCUCUUGGCGGGUGCGUCCGACGACUUGAGUGCGCAGUUGCACCUGACGUCGCCCGCCGACUACUUGUACCUGAACCAAAGCGGAUGCAUUUCCGACCCCAACAUUGACGACGAGCUCCUCUUUGACGACGUGUGCAGCGCGCUCAAGUCGGUUGGCGUCGACGCCGCCAUGCAGCUGAACGUGUGGACUGUCCUCGCCGGCCUUCUCCAUUUCGGCAACGUGGUGCUAACGAACCGCGAGACGUCCGAGGGCGACGCCGGCGACAUCACGACGGCGACGGCGGGGGCGCUGCAGAUCGCCGCCACCCACUUGGGCGUGGACGUGGCGUACCUGGAGCGCGUGAUCACGACGCGCGGCAUCAACACCCGCGGCGAGAACUUCGUCAUCAAGCGCAAUGCGAAGGAAGGCAUGUACGUGCGCGACGCGAUUGUCAAGUCGAUUUACCAGCACUUGUUUGACUGGAUUGUGAACCACAUCAACGUAUCGUUGGGUCAUGGGCCGCCGGACCUGUCGUUCAUUGGGGUGCUCGACAUCUUUGGGUUUGAAUCGUUCGACCACAACGACUUUGAGCAGCUCUUGAUCAACUACGCCAACGAAGCGCUCCAAGCUACGUUCAACCAGCAAGUGUUUAUCGCUGAGCAAGAGCUGUUCUCGCAUGAAGGCAUCGACGUGGGCAAGAUUGCAUGGCCAGACAACCGCGAGUGCAUCGACCUGAUCUCGUCGAAACCCCACGGCGUGCUGCCGCUGCUCGACUCGGAAUCGCGGACGCAAAAGCCCACCGAUGACAAGUGGAACGCGGCGCUGCACAAGACCCACGUCGGCCACGGCCACUUUUUGGCGCCCCACGAAAAGGACAAGAAGUUUGUGUUUAUCAUCAAGCACUUUGCGACGAUGGUCACGUACACGGUGGGUAACUUUAUCGACAAGAACAACGACACGAUCCCAAAGGACUUGGAGGAUCUCGUGCUGUCGUCUUCGUCCGAGCUCAUGGCGCAGAUCUACAAGUCCGGCGUCGACGGCGGCGUCGCUGCGUUCAAGAAACCCAGCGUGUCGUUCAAGUUUUGCGACCAAAUGCAGACCCUUGUCGACACGCUCAACGCCACCCGAUGCAACUUUGUCCGGUGCGUCAAACCCAACCCAACCAUGUCCGUCGGCGCAUUCGACAACGGGUACGUGGUCGACCAGCUGCGGUGCACGGGCAUGCUGGCCACGUGUGAGCUGCUCAAGGUCGGGCUGCCGACGCGGGUGUCGUAUGACGAGAUCUGCCGCAUCUACAAACCAGUGCUGCCGCCCCAUGUGACGCCCAUGUUCCAGUGCUAUAACGACCGCACGUUCACCGAGGCGGUGCUGUGGGCGUUUCGAGUCGACCCGGACGCGUACCGCCUCGGUCGUACGCGCGUGUUUUUCAAGACGGGCAAAAUCGCGCUCUUGGACGCGCUGCUCAAGGUCGACAUGAACAAGAUGGGGCCGUGGAUCGUGGCGAGGCUCAAAAAGUGGCUCGCGCGGCGGCGAUGGCGGUACGCAGCGGCCAAAGUGAUGGCUCAGCGGUCGUUUUUGUGGCUGCUCGAGUACGUGCGUAACCGCAAGGCGGCGAUUGUCAAGAUCCAGUCCAUUGCCCGCAUGUACAAUGUGCGCAAGCAGUUCCUCGUCACCCGAGCGUCGAGUCGGGAAGCGGCGAAACGCAAGGACGCGGCGGUCCAUCGAUGGAAGAAGGCGAUGGCCGUGGUGAGAGGACGCAACGCGUUCAAUAGGUUGUUUGCAGCCAGUCGGGCGAAAUUGCAAGCCCAACACGCCCGUGUGAACCGUGCGGCGACUGUCCUGCAGACGGUGGCGCGCGGCAAACUGGCGCGUCGAGAAGCCGAAAAGUUGCGUCGGGCGGCCCAAGAAGCUGCCCUGCGCUUGCGAUUGCAAAAAGAAGCCGAGCGAUUGCAAAAGGAAGCCGACGCGCGGCUCCAGGCCAGCAAAAAGUCGGCCAAGCGCCGAUGGCACGCCGCGUUGAUUGCAAUCUCGGCCCAGCGCUUGCUCGUGUCGCGGUUGAUCAAAAUCCGAAACGGUCGGUUGGUCGCGGAAAUGGCGGAGCAACGCGCCCGGGAAGACGAGAUCCUGCGCCUGCAACGUCUGGACGCCGAGCGCGUCCUACAGCAACAGGUGCAAACCCAGUCGGCCAUCAAAAUCCAAGCCGCAUACCGGGGCAAAGUCGGUCGCGACGAAGCGAGUCGCGUGGCUGCCGUCGCGUAUGCCCAGUCUGCUGCCCUGGCCGCGUCUGUAGCUGCGGACGAAGCGGCGCGCGCGGCGGAAUUGGCGUCCAAGGCCUACGAAGCCGAAUCCGCCGCCCUCCGAAAACUGGAUUCGUUGGAAGCCUCUCGAAUGGCGGCGACUGUUGGUGUCGUCCCGGCGAGCGUUGGGGUGUUGGGCACCGCGGGAGUGGCCCAAGGCGUGGCGGGUGAAGCGGGGGCUCUGGGCGCUCUCGGAUCGCAAGGCGUUGCGGGCGCGUUGAUUGACAAGCAAGAGAGUUUGGUCGAGCCGGACAUGAGCUGGAUGCCCAAGGACACACCUGCCUUUAGCGAAGGAACUAUCGGCAAUGGGUUGUCGGCGGAUGAAUUGCAUCAAGCGGGCGUGGACUUGUUUGGCGAAGAAGGGGCCCAAAUCCAAGGCCCGUUGAUCAGUGCCGACGACGACGAUCUUCGCAACCCCGUCGAACGCAUGCAAGAAUUCCCCACGGGUCCUCCGAUUCCGUACAAGGGCGGCAUAUUCACAUGCACGUUGCUUGGCCACCGCAAACUGCAAGACGAAAACUGGGGCGACGAGUACACAGAAUACGUGCUGCGGGUGACGUGGGGGCGCGACAUUCUCGAGCAAUCCAAGACGGCGUGGCUCGUGGGCGGUCGCUACAACGACUUCAACGCCCUCCACCAAGAGCUCAAGGCGGCGGCGUCGGGUCAAAAGGGCAAACGCGCACCAUGGUUCCCUCGGUUCCCGAAGCGGCAUCCGUUCUCGUCGUUAAUUGGCAAGAACCAAGAGGAAAAGUUCAUCACGAAGCGGGAAAAGGAGCUGAAUCGGUACAUGACCCAAGUGCUGACGCAAAUGCCAGACGCCCUCUUGAACGUGCACAUGGAUCGGUUCUUGCAGCUGACGCUGCGGACGGGCGACAUUUGCGAGCGCGAGGCGUUCGCGGAAGCCCGCAAACAAUGGGAAGAAGAAGAACGAGAAGCGCUAGCACAUGCUGCCGACGCCGAGCCGCUCAACGACGGCGAAAUCCACGAAGUGGAAGAGUUGGUGCAUGGACUGCUGGAAAAGAUCAUUUAUGCCCAAGGGGACAUCCGCACGGAUGGCGCGCUCCAAGAGAUGAUCCACGCGGUCAAGGUGCUGCAGCCCCGUGUGACGGCGUCGGCGCAGAUCGGGGCUGGAGUGAACAUGGAGUUGGUGCCGUUGGCCAUGCAACUGCAAGACGACAUUCAAGACGCGUUCAACCAGUACAACGAUACGUUGUUGGCGUUGCGAUUGGGUCAAGAGUUCGACUAAGCCGACGACAGGAGUAACGCCGUUGUUUAUACAUGCGGAGAGAAAAUGCCUAGAGAAAUACGAAUGCAAAAAUGUUUAUAUAGCGAGUGGCGGGUCUUGGAUUUCGUGGCGUAUCUUUCUGUUGCAUAGAGUUAAGGAGCAACGAUACUCAGCGUUGUUG
Messenger RNA from Aphanomyces astaci, 4709 nucleotides. RefSeq lists its product as hypothetical. The coding region runs from base 17 to 4549 and encodes 1510 amino acids. Gene Ontology annotation, cellular component: myosin complex; actin cytoskeleton; vesicle. NCBI's taxonomy places the organism in Eukaryota, Oomycota, Saprolegniomycetes, Saprolegniales, Verrucalvaceae. The record is from RefSeq and is a predicted model, not a curated record. Gene Ontology annotation, molecular function: ATP binding; actin filament binding; phosphatidylinositol binding. Gene Ontology annotation, biological process: actin filament organization; vesicle transport along actin filament. The transcript has 3 exons.